GGGCGUAGAGUUCGAGAUCUGCGAUCCAUGAGCACGCGAGGUCUGAACGGUUCCAAGAUUGCCGAGUGAUCAACGUGCACCACAGAGCUGCAAACGAGCCGGUGGGAGAUGAUGGCCUCACUCUGGGAGUUGGCAGAGAGAAGUGCCAUCCCAAGAUAGCGCAAUCUGUCCGCCAGCCUCGUUCACCAGACGCUCCAAGAUAUGAGGGUCAAACUACAUACGCUUGUAAGUAGGCACGUAGGUACGCCGUCACGAAAUGGGGAUAUCCAGCCCCAGCUCCAGCGUUCGAACGUCGACUGCCUCACCAUGCCCGUACCUGACGACCUUCUCUGCGUCUACCUAACCCUCGAGCGUUUCUGAACCCUAUGCACAGCCCCUCUGACAGCCGCCGUCUGAUGUUUUCCAACAGGCUGCAGCGCCAUGAGGUCAAGAACCCGAGCCGCCUCCGAGCCCGGUGUCAGCCAUUCCCGCAGCAACCCCCCAAAGGUCUGACCAAUGGAAAGCCACAAAGAUUGGCAUCCCAAGAGUAUGGCAUUGACCAAAAGUUGAAGCCGGCCGGGAAUAGGAAGCUGAAAAGACCGCCUUGACGAUCAUACUGUCGUGGGCGUGCGUGGCUGGGGCGAGAAAGCCUCAAGUCGUAUCCGUAGAUGUGGACGGGGCGGUGGCUUAACCACAGAGCUACACACGUUUGAUAGUUUUUUGAUAUUGGGGAGCACGGCAGUUCUUCAUCUGCCACAAACUCCCCUCCCACCGCUACCCACCCGUGCCACCUUUACCGAUAUUUCGCUGAAGACGGC
This is a messenger RNA of Colletotrichum godetiae, 797 nucleotides long. RefSeq lists its product as uncharacterized. NCBI's taxonomy places the organism in Eukaryota, Fungi, Ascomycota, Sordariomycetes, Glomerellales, Glomerellaceae. The coding region runs from base 366 to 587 and encodes 73 amino acids. The transcript has a single exon. The record is from RefSeq and is a predicted model, not a curated record.